Colletotrichum higginsianum IMI 349063 is the source of this 2469-nucleotide messenger RNA. RefSeq names its product Ulp1 protease family protein. The record is from RefSeq and is a predicted model, not a curated record. Lineage: Eukaryota; Fungi; Ascomycota; Sordariomycetes; Glomerellales; Glomerellaceae. Gene Ontology annotation, biological process: proteolysis. Gene Ontology annotation, molecular function: cysteine-type peptidase activity. The transcript is spliced from 3 exons. The coding region runs from base 1 to 2469 and encodes 822 amino acids.
AUGACUGUCCAAACGUUUCUUACUCGCCUCAACCUCCUUGGCGAGGAGCUGCAUCAGCGCGAAGAGAUCUUGGUCCUCUGGACGCAGCUACGCCUGGAUUUCCUCCGCGAUCCCGCUUUCAUCGGGCAACAUUUCGUUCCGUGGGCGCUCCAAAAUGUCCACAGCAAGACUCUAGAGCUCGUGACCAACACCUCCUACGCCGAGGAAAUCAAUAGACUACGUCCGGAAAUCGCACGUCGCUGCAAGAACGUCUGCGCUCGUUUGGAGACCACACUCGGCGUGUUUAUAUUCUGCUUCGGCACCACCAUCACAUCCUCUCGGCCUUGCCUUGACGCCCUCAACAGCCUUCAACAGUCGCACCCUGGCGUCUCUGUCUUCAAUCUCUACAGUCGCUUCCUGGAAACACCGACAGAUGGGCCUGGGCGAAAAGGCACCCAGAAGGACCUGGCCAGAAUGCGUCUCGCAAUCCAGAGUUUCAACCCCGACAUCUGGAACCGACAACAGCCCAGAGCCGCCGAGUCCCUAUCUGUCGUGCCCAAGCGCACAAAUCAACUCGAACCCGAACUCGAACUCGAACCCAAACCCGAACCGGAGCCGGAGCCCGAGUCGGAGCCGGAGCUGGGUAGAACCGCUGAGCUCCUCGCUGCUGCUCCCCUUGGACAAGAAGAGGUCGGUUUUGGCGGCUCAGACGGCGACAAGGACAGGGUGGUGAGGAAGCACCAACGCAGCAUCAGCACACAACUACACAGUCCUGUAAGAGAUGCUGCCUUUGGCCAUGGAGACUUUGACGCCGCCACUGGCGCGUACUCGGACGAGAGCCAGAACGACGAUGAUGGCAUGGACGGGGAAUGUGACGAGCUAAGCACCGACGACGAGGACUCCCUUCUGGAACUGGCAAAAACUCCCGACAACCUCCACAACGACCUAUCCACCAUCCUGGAAGAAUCUAGCUCACAACUAGCAGCCGCCAACACCUCCGCCGCCAACGCCCCCGAGCAAGGCAGGCGUAGCCAACCUCCGACGGCCUCCCCCGUCGACAGCGCUUCGUCUUUCAAGCUGCAGCCCGAACUCAACCCCGACCUAGGGGAGUUUGGUACAACUCGGGAUUCCUCGCCUAUGAAGCUGCAGAGCGAUGGCGUUGUGCUAAGGAGAUUCCGGAAAAGAUCCCUCUCAACCUCGGGACUGGGACUACUGCCAAAGUCAGGCUACCAUUCAGACUCGGAAAUAUCAGCUCAGGCUCAGCACAAGAGGAUAAUGCUAUCCUCACCAUCGCCUGAAGUAAAGACGACAAACAAGAACGUGCAGCGAACAGCGCUUGAGCCUGUCAUGGCUAGCCUCGUCACGCUUCUACCCAAGCGCUGGGUAAACGACUUAGUGAUACACACCAUCUCCCAGCGCUUCACAUCCACUAGGGUCGGGGUAAUAGACGGUCUUGUCUUGUGUGCAGCCAAAAGCGCCAGACUGCAGUUACGCCUCGGCCAGGUCGUCUGCAAGGACGAGGUGCUGAUCUUUCUCAACGAGCCCGGCCAUUGGAUAUUGUUUCGUUGGCUGCGCGCGUCAGGCGUGCUCGAAGAAUAUGACUCGUUGCGUCCGGCACACACCAAGCGUCCCGGUGCAGAACGAGUCAAGGCCUUCUUGCGAUGGGCCUGCGCCCAAGACAACAUGGCCAUUGAGCUGCGGCAAGUUGAGUGCCCCCAGCAGCGCAACGACUCCGACUGCGGCGUCUUCGCACUAUGUUUUGCUAGACGACUUGUCGACGGCGGUGAGUUGGACGACCUGGUCGACAGCGACACCGAACGCAUCUACUUUUCGCAGUGCCUUUUCACGUCUCAGAACCUUUCGCUCAAGCCGCCAGAGUUGCGGGCGAUCGGUCUGGCCGUCCCUUACGACCGGGAACUCCGCGCUCGUCAGGUUCUGGACUUUGCUCGGCGGCGGAGGACCUACCACGAUCUUCUCCGAGAUGGAUCGGCAGGCUCAGCAUUGACCGAGCACAUCAGACGUGCAGCAGCUGCCGAUGUCGACAGCCUGCAACUAGCGGGACUCGCCGCCGUGGUUUCCAGCCUCCACCAAGGUCAUGUCACAAGUCUCGCAUCCGCCUUGCAAACCGCCGCCAUGGUCGCAGCAGCCGCUGCUGAAGGAGAACACGAAAGAGAUGUCAGAGACAAGCUUCGACAAUUCCUCGAUGCACUCGGACAAGUCAAGGACCCCUUAGCCAAGGUGUCCAGCUCGUCAUCGCUGCAUAGCCAGGUGCUUCGUGGAAGCCUGGUGGCCCUACGGGAAAACGGUGUCAUUUCGCUGUCCAUGUGGGAAGCCCUCUCCCACCAACCCGAGGUCGAAACCGAGCCUCUAAGACGGAAUCUUCACGAUGAAUACGCCAUGUGCUGUGCCUACUUGGUUGUUCUCGAUUACACAGUUACCAAGUUUAGGCGGGCUAGGAUGAAAAGGGGGAUAGAAACAGGGGUGGCAUAG